CUGUUUCGACUGCACCUGGCGCUAAACCUGGCGAGUCAUACAGAUCAUCCGGAAUAGUUAUUGUCAUAAUCAUUGAUUAUCAGAACUUACCAUUCAAGAAUACCAUAACAUACAAAUAUCGCCCGCAAUAUAUUCCGGGUAAUGAGUACAAAUCCGUUGAAAAUAUAUUUAUGCCGAAUGGUUCGUACGUGGUAAAAGAAAGACAUGGCCUUCGAUUAAUAUUUCAACAAAACGGAGAAAUAGGCAGAUUCGAUUUCAUUUCGUUACUUCAAAAUAUCGUGGCCGGUUUUGCUCUUUUCUCACUCGCCACAAUUAUAGUAGAAGUCCUAAUGCUGAAAUUCCUUCCAGAAAAAGACGUGUAUGAACAAGUUAAGUUCGAGACCACGCAUGAUAUCUACGAACACGCAAAAUUGAAAAAACAAGGCGUGAUUAGUGACGAUGAGGCGCAGCAGGGUCAGUUUGGGAAAGAAAGGCCGGGAUAUGAAAUUAGUAGUUAA
Molecule: messenger RNA, 497 nt
Organism: Ambispora leptoticha
Lineage: Eukaryota; Fungi; Glomeromycota; Glomeromycetes; Archaeosporales; Ambisporaceae
Source: the annotation of a GenBank genome assembly